GCCUGUAGGUGGGUGUGUUUAACAGAAGGAAGCAAUGGGAACCCGCCUGUCAGCCAGCCUUUAGAGCUAAUUAGCUCAGCAUACAACAAAGAUAAGUGAGCCUGGGAGGAGGGCCCCCUGAGGGGUCUUUAGAUUCUGGGAAAUGUCUGAUUGGCAGAUGUUAAAAGGGAUUCUUUGGUAAUCCUGUGCAUCAAUGAGCUGCACAAAUUCAGUCCAGGACUGCAAGAAUUCAGGCAUGAGGACACUGUGCAGUAGGCUCACACAGGCAAACCCAAGAUGGACAGAACCUUGGAAUCCCUGAGACACAUCAUUGCCCAAGUCUUGCCUCACAGAGACCCGGCUCUCGUCUUCAAAGACUUGAAUGUUGUGUCAAUGCUACAGGAAUUUUGGGAAAGCAAGCAGCAGCAGAGAGCUGCAUUCCCAAGUGAAGGCGUGGUGGUCUAUGAGUCGCUGCCAUCUCCAGGACCUCCCUUUGUGAGUUAUGUGACCCUCCCAGGGGGAAGCUGUUUUGGCAACUUUCAGUGCUGCUUAAGUAGAGCUGAAGCCAGACGGGAUGCAGCUAAAGUGGCCCUAAUCAACUCCCUCUUCAAUGAGCUGCCCUCUCGAAGGAUCACUAAGGAAUUCAUUAUGGAGAGUGUGCAGGAAGCAGUUGCCUCCACCAGUGGCACUUUGGAUGAUGCAGAUGACCCCAGCACCAGCAUUGGAGCCUACCACUACAUGUUGGAGUCAAACAUGGGGAAGACCAUGCUGGAAUUUCAGGAGCUGAUGACCAUUUUCCAACUAUUGCACUGGAAUGGAAGCCUAAAAGCCCUACGUGAAACAAAGUGUUCCCGACAGGAAGUCAUCUCCUACUAUUCCCAGUAUUCUCUAGAUGAAAAGAUGCGCAGUCACAUGGCCCUGGACUGGAUCAUGAAGGAGAAGGAGUCACCAGGAAUCCUCUCUCAAGAGCUACGGAUGGCCCUGAGGGAGUUGGAGGAAGCCAGGAAAGCGGGACAAGAACUGCGGUUUUACAAAGAAAAGAAAGAAAUCCUGAGUUUAGCCCUGACUCAGAUCUACAGUGAUCCUGACACCUCCUCACCCAGUGAUGAUCAGCUGAGCCUAACAGCUCUCUGUGGCUACCACUAGCAAGGCCAGGUCCCGGCUGCUCCGAGGUUGGCAGAGGCUGGACUCUAUAGGAAGCUCAGUGAAGGAGGUCAUCAGAGGCUUUAGCACCUACAGCUACUACCUGAAGGCUGUACUAAUUUUUCCCAUCCAUUCCAUUCACAGAAUCUGAGAGUAGUAGGACCUUUACAGGACCCAGCAUUCCACUCGAUGCAAUUUUCCCAUCAUGUUUUCAAGAGUUCCACCUCUUACUGAAAGGAUGGAGACAAGAUUGUUGGAAAAAUAUUUUCCAGGUUUGGCUUCAACUUAAAGCCCUGUUGACAUGUGCCUUGCUAGAUUAUAUGUGUUGUUUUAAACAAUGGGCCAGUGUAGCAUCCCCCAAAAGAACAUCAGCCAAGACUGGUGAAAGCAGCAUGAUAGCAAUUUUUAAAAAUACUUGGGGUUAAAUAAAUGAUAUAAAAAAUACCAUGGGUCAGAGUUUCUUCCUAAGCUUUAUAAGCUAAGAGGUACUUAUACUCUACUGGGUAUAAUCCAAAAUUACAGUGGGGAUUUUAUCUGGACAUCCUACUAUCAAAGAUCAUAAAGUGAUAAUAGUAUGAAAAUAACUUGAUAAAUUUAAUUUGCCUUAAAAUGCCAGUAAUAAUCAUUUUUUUAAAUCUACACUCUUCCAUCUGGGGAUGUCACCUAGAGUAGUACCUUUACUUGUAUUCCUCAAGAAGAAUUAAUAUCUAAUUUUUAUGAGUCCUGGAGUCAGUCAUGUUCAUUUAUAAUUUUCAAAUAGAUUACUUGAAUUGAUUUGUUUUUAUUUUUGCCACCAGAGUCAUAUAUCUAUAAUGGAGAAAAUUACUGGCAUUCUAAAGGUUAAAGCAUUUUGAAAAAUCAUUAGCUUUUAACAGUGCUUGUGUUUGAUUAGUUUCUCAUGCAUUAGAGAGGAGUCUUUAGCUGUCUUUUUGUUGUUGUUCAAGAAUAUGAGCCAUGAGUAGCUCAAACGUAGUGUCAUUUUUAGGUUUUAAUUAGGCAUCUCUCUUUGAAAAUGGCUUGAUUAGAAAACCAAAAGCAAAUACAGACCAAUUUUUGGAUAGUUUCUGGUUGCUCAAGUUUAAGAAUGGCAGUGGUAUCAAUUUUAAACAUUUGUAGGAAUUCCCAUAUUUAUAACAUGAAAAGGAUUAUCUUGCAUUUAGUCCAAAAUUUCAAAAUAAAGAACACAGUUUUUUCAAUGUUAAACAAGGUUUCUUUUUCUUCAUGUUUAGGCAAAUGCAAACUAAGUUUCCUGAAGGCUAAAACCACUACUUUUACAUUAAAAUUUACAGAAGUGUGAUAGUUUAACUUCAUAUCUAAAUAUGUACGGACGUAAUUGUCACUCCUUAAGUCUCUGUGAAAACUAUGUAUAUUGAUCAUGUAUUUUGGAAGUAGCCUUGAUAAUAAAAAAUUAAUUUCAUAUGUCAUAUUUCUCAUACCAGGGGAGAAUUUAGCUUCAUAUCUGCCCUACUCUAAUGUGGAAAGGUAAUACUAUAUAAUAUUAGAUAAAUUUAAUUUUAAAAUAUUAUUUUAACAAAUGUCAUAUUCCUCCCCAUAGUGAGGCUAAAUGUCACCUAGAAUAAAACUGUAUUCCCUUAUAAUCCCAAAAAGGAAUUAGAAUUAAUAUUUGUAAGUUGAAUAAAUUUUAAAAUUAAGGAAAAUUCUAUUUAAAGUAAUUUUUUCAUAAAGUCAUUAGUCUUUAUCAUUUCAAAGAGCCAUAAUUUCCCAUGUUGGGUGUAUUUAAAGGUAGGUAUAUCUUUGCUAGCAUUUGCAGACUUUGACAAUGUGCACCUCAAGUUGACAUCAUCUAAUUAGAUGCAGGAACUGGAAUCAGCUGGGAAAAUAGUAAACUUAUUUUCCACCUUACAAUCAGAAAAUUGCACCAUUCUGUAAACUAAAAGCAGAGAUUCUCCCUUGGCCAAAGGCAGUUUUUCCCCAGCCGGUCAAAACUGCCCACUCUUCCUGGAAUGGCAUGGAACCUACAGCAAAAGCAACAAAAAUCAGAAUCUUUGCCGUUGCUGAGCCCUUUGAUGCUCAUUUAUAGCAAAUCAAUGUCAGCUAAGACAUAAGGUACAUCAGUCAAUACUUGUCAGUACAUCACUUAAACAUUUAUAAUUCUGGACCCAAUAAAAGCCAGGUUGAAAAGCAAAGUAGAUUAUUACUAUUUUUCCUUUUCUGUAUCUUGUUCUCAGUGACAUACUGUGUUAAAGAGGAUUGCAGUGGAGGAUUCUCUAUUUAAAUAUAUGGAGCUCUGGGUCCUAAACUUUUGUGGUUAUAACCCUUUGAGAAUCGGAUGAAAGUCAUGGACCUCUUCGUAGGAAAACAGAGUGUGGUAGAUACAUUCAAAUUUGCACAGUUUCAGAGAGUUUGUGGACUUUUCCAAAGUCCAUGGAUUGCUCUGUCCAAGAACCUCCAGUUUAGAACUCUUAAUUUUGAGCACAGACUUACUGUCUCUUAAACUUUUCAGCAGGGAUCCAAGCUAGUUCAGACAUAGCCCCAUGUAGCCUAUUUCUAAGAUAAAUGUCAUUUUCCUUACAUACAGAAUUGUACUGUAUCUUGACAAGAGAUAGUUUAAUUUUCACAAAAUCCAAAUAUACCAAAUUGUUAUGAAAAAGCAGCUGAAAGCAAGUCACUAAAUGUGUGUGAACCUAUCAGAAUAUUACCGAUUUAAUGAAGUCAUUGUUCCUCUAA
This is a messenger RNA of Neomonachus schauinslandi (Hawaiian monk seal), 3810 nucleotides long. RefSeq names its product limb and CNS expressed 1 (gene LIX1). The record is from RefSeq and is a predicted model, not a curated record. The transcript is spliced from 6 exons. Bases 277 to 1125 code for a protein of 282 amino acids. Gene Ontology annotation, cellular component: cytoplasm. Gene Ontology annotation, biological process: autophagosome maturation. Lineage: Eukaryota; Metazoa; Chordata; Mammalia; Carnivora; Phocidae.